Molecule: messenger RNA, 2181 nt
Organism: Spinacia oleracea (spinach)
Lineage: Eukaryota; Viridiplantae; Streptophyta; Magnoliopsida; Caryophyllales; Amaranthaceae
Exons: 1
Coding region: 1-2181 (726 amino acids)
Source: RefSeq, a predicted model, not a curated record
AUGACUGAAUCUAGUGAACCAGUGAUCCAACAGAUAGAACCACCCCCCACCAGAAAUAACCAAGGACCUGCGACCAUACCCCCAUUUGGUAUGCCCCAAAGCAUGGGACUGCCAAGAGAAACACCACAGCCCAGAGCCAUGGCAACUCCUAGCCAGGCCGUCCAAGUCCCGACGAGUGCCUCACUGGCACGUCUGGGAGCAAACUUCUCACCAGACCAGAUGCGCAUGGCCCUGGAAGUCUUGACCUUCCUCACUCAAACAACCCCCCAGGUUAGGAGGCAGCCUCCGGAGAUUGAGGUCGAUCAGAGGAGAAAGCGCCCGAGGCCGCAAAUUAGCCCCACUGUCUGGAGGAGGAAUUUGCAACCGGAAAUGGAGGAAGCAGAAGGUCAAGAGCAUGAAGCAGAAAGCAUCACACCUAGCAAAGCUCAACCCAGGGCAAGAACAGAGCAAGUGCUCAGCCCAAGGCGUCAUUCCACGUCAGGUAUACCGAAUCCCAUCCGAGCUAUAGUUAGGCCUGAUAAUUCCCCUUUUUGUGAUGAGAUACUUUCUGAGAGGAUGGAAAAGAUAAAAAUGCCCACAUGCAAGUACUCUGGGAAAACAGAUCAUGUCAAUCACCUCUCAGCCUUUGGGGGACAUAUGAUGCUUUACACAAAUACAGAUUCUAUGUGGUGCAAAGUGUUCCCUUCUACACUGGAGGGGAUAGCACAGAGUUGGUUCGAUAAGAUACCCAAAGGGACGAUAACUUCCUUUCGGCAGCUUUCCAUCUUGUUCCGUACCCAGUACGUUGCUAAUAUUGCAAGAGAAAGGAUGACAGGAGAAUUGAUGUCAGUCGUCCAAGGACAGCAUGAAUCUCUGAGAGAUUACAUAUCCAGGUUUAACAUGGAGGCAUCAAACAUACCCAAGCUGCAGCAAGAGGUGGCAGUCCUGGCCAUGAUGUCUGGUCUGCGCGAUGGAGAAUUCAAGAAUUAUCUGGGUAGGAAGUCAUUCACAACCCUGGCAGAGGUAUUGGGGAAGGCAAAUGAAUUCAUCAAAAGCGAAGAAAUAGGUAAAGCAACCUCACGCAGGUAUGUGGUUAGCGAGAAUAAUUACAGCGGCCAAAACAAGAAAGAACCAUACAGGAAGGAAUACCCAGACAAGAGAGAUAACCAGCAGCCCAGAAAGGACUGGCACGGACCUGGCAGAAGCAGAGGUACUGAGUUCAAAACUGAGAAAAGAGGCAAAUUCAGUGAGUAUACUCCCUUGGUCGCAUCCAGAACUCAAAUCUUCGCUAUCAGUAAAGAGGAUGAGAAAUGGCAGAGGCCACCCAAAAUGUACAACAAGUACAGGGAUACGAAGAAAUAUUGUGAUUUCCACAGGGAUCAUGGCCACCUCACAGAGGAAUGCACCCACCUGAAAGAUAAUAUUGAAGAUCUGAUUCGUAGGGGAUACCUAACACAGUUUAAAGCAAAGAGCUCUUACAGCAGAACUUAUGAAAACAAAGAUGGAGGCAGUAAGUUUGAAAACAGAAAGGCGGACUAUAAGCAGAAUGACCCAGCAGACCAGAAAAGGUCAGAGGAUAUACUAGUCAUCACAGGUGGACCAGUAUACGCCGGAACCACACCGAGCGGAGCUAAGGCCAGUGUGAAUGAAUUCAGGCAUCAGGUAAAUUAUCAAAACUCAGGAAAAUGGCCUGCCCCUCCAAAGAUCCCCCACUGUAUCUUCACAGAAGAUGACUGCAAAGGCAUCAUUUAUCCCCACGAUGAUCCAAUGGUACUGGCUUUACGUGUUGCUAACAGGAAAAUGCAUCGUAUUCUGAUAGAUGGAGGUAGUUCUGCAAAUAUUUUGUUUUGGCCAGCCUUUCAGGAGUUGCAGAUCGAUGACAAGCACGUCAAACCAGUUAACUACCCGGUGAUUGGCUUCACAGGAGAAACAGUGAUACCCGAGGGAAUUGUUAGCUUACCGGUGCAGAUUGGGCAGGGUAAGGACAUCAAGAAUGUCAUGGUAGACUUCAUGAUUGUGAAAGUUCCUGCAGCCUACAACGCCAUUCUGGGCAGACCAUUCAUUCAUGACGCAGGGGCCGUAGUUUCUACUUAUCACCUCACCAUGAUGUAUACGACAAAUGAUGGCCGCUCAGCCAAGGUCAAAGGCAGUCAAGAGCAGGCUAAGAAGUGCUACCACACAGCGCUAAAACAACCACCCUGA